AUGGAAGAAUAAUAGCUGAGAAACGAAGCUGCUCGUACAAGAAUGAUUGGGAAUUAUGUAAUAGGGAAGACGUUGGGAUUUGGAACUUUUGGAAAGGUGAAAAUGGGAAUUCAUGAACAGUCACAAGAGAAAGUGGCUAUAAAAAUACUGGAGAAGGAUAGAAUAGUUGAAACUGCAGAUGUGGAGAGAGUAUAAAGAGAGAUUCAUAUCUUGAAGUUGGUGCGCCAUCCUCAUAUAAUCCAACUGUAUGAGAUAAUUGAAACGCCUAAACAUAUAUUCUUGGUAAUGGAAAUGAUUAGUGGAGGAGAGUUAUUUGAUUACAUAGUCUAAAAUACAAAAUUGGAAGAAGUGGAGGCCUGCAAGUUGUUUUAAGAACUAAUCGCAGGAAUAGAAUAUCUGCACAAACUAAGAGUAGUCCAUAGAGAUUUGAAACCAGAGAACUUGUUGUUAGAUCAACAUAAAAAUCUCAAAAUCGUUGACUUUGGAUUAUCCAAUACUUACAAGACAGAAGAGUUAUUGAAGACAGCUUGUGGAAGUCCAUGCUAUGCAGCUCCAGAAAUGAUAGAAGGACAAAAAUACUAAGGAGUAAAAGUCGACUUGUGGAGUUCUGGAGUUAUAUUGUUUGCAUGCUUAUGCGGUUAUUUGCCGUUUGAGGAUCAAAACACCUCCGCUCUUUACAAGAAGAUAUUGAGUGGAUCAUACCAACUACCAACUCAUCUCUCUAAGGAAGCUUAAUCAAUGAUCUAAGGAAUACUAACAGUCAAACCAGAUAAGCGAUUUACUAUUAAUGAUAUUAGAAAUCACCCAUGGUUUAAGAUCUAUAAAAGAACUUAUGAUAUUCCUCCAGGAAUUGUGGUGGGGUAUAAUAGGAUUCCUAUAGAUCAAGAAAUACUCAAACAAUUAAAAUAAUAUGGCAUAGAUAUUGAUCAUGCAUAAAAAUGUUUAGAUGCCAAUAAACACAAUGAUAUAACCACUUUUUAUCAUUUACUUCUGAAAAGACAUUUGACAAAUGGAGGCAGAUCAACUGCUGAUCUUAAUUCUGAAUCUUUUGAUAUCACUCUUCUAGAACCUAAACAAAGACCUCACAAAGCUCCGAUUAGUUCAUUAGUUAAUAAUGAAGUUAUCAGACAGCAGAUGAAAGAUGAAAUAAUUAAAUAACGAUCUUAUUCCACUGAUAAGGAUAGAGGCAGAAUUAUUAAGACAACUAAUUAAAAUAAAAUAUUGGCAGAUAAUGAUUUAAGUGUUAACAGAGUAGGAAACAAUGGAUAGGCUUAGAGUGUGUAAGCAAGAUAAAAGGAUGAAAACUACUUUGAACAGUCACCUGUUGUCAAAAACAAGAAUGUUCCUUACUCCAAUAUGUUGUGUCAAAAGUAUGGAGUCAAAUUUAAGAAUAAUAAUGUGACAUCUAUUGAUUACCAUAAUAAAGAAGAAUUCAGAAAAGUCAGUUCCAGAAAUAAAAGAGAUUUGGAUGCUAUUAAUCCUUAUCGUAACUCCAGUAGAGAACAAUAAUAAUAUAAUAGAAUGCUUCAAAGUGGAGGUAGAUCAUAGAAUCAUAAAAAGGAGAGGGUUCAUAUUACUAAUCAUAAUAAUCAAUCUUUUGAUGUACCUUUGAAUUCAAAUCAAUCGACUAAAUAAAAGGCGGUGAAUUAAUAAAGAUCUAGCCAUUUUUAUCAUGAUUGA
Messenger RNA from Paramecium tetraurelia, 1680 nucleotides. RefSeq lists its product as uncharacterized. Gene Ontology annotation, cellular component: cytoplasm. The transcript has 6 exons. Gene Ontology annotation, biological process: intracellular signal transduction; protein phosphorylation. Lineage: Eukaryota; Ciliophora; Oligohymenophorea; Peniculida; Parameciidae. The record is from RefSeq and is a predicted model, not a curated record. Gene Ontology annotation, molecular function: ATP binding; protein serine/threonine kinase activity.